AUGCUUGGUAUUAAAGCAUCAAUGUCAUACACUGAAGAUUUAUUUUGUCCAGCUGAUGUUGAUAGUGAAUCUUUUUUUAAUUCAAAUUUUGAUAUAGACAAAUAUACAACAGCUGCAACGAAAGAUGAAAAAAGUGUUGCACAAUCGAAUAAUGAUUUAGCUAAAGCUUUUGAACAGGUCAAAUUACUUGCAAACACAAAAGGAUUCGUAAUAGCAGCUGAUAUCGAUGCAAUCGAAAAACAAUUUACUGGCAAAGAAUGA
Molecule: messenger RNA, 261 nt
Organism: Rotaria sp. Silwood1
Lineage: Eukaryota; Metazoa; Rotifera; Eurotatoria; Philodinida; Philodinidae
Source: the annotation of a GenBank genome assembly